Teleopsis dalmanni is the source of this 3354-nucleotide messenger RNA. Its product is annotated as diphthine--ammonia ligase. The record is from RefSeq and is a predicted model, not a curated record. The transcript has 11 exons. Bases 374 to 2995 code for a protein of 873 amino acids. Gene Ontology annotation, molecular function: diphthine-ammonia ligase activity. Gene Ontology annotation, biological process: protein histidyl modification to diphthamide. Lineage: Eukaryota; Metazoa; Arthropoda; Insecta; Diptera; Diopsidae.
GUGAAAACAAUAAAUUUGUUGUUGGUUUGAGUCGUUUUUGUAGAAAAGAAAAUAAAUAUUAUUUAUUGAAUCAGCUCAGUGUAUUAGCAGCUGAUUUUAAAAUCUAACAAUACACUUACUAAAAACAUAAAACAGACAAAUGGAAAACUACAGAAUUCUACUGCGAUGCAAAGGCGUUGCUUUUUGGAUUUUCUAACAAAAAAUUUGUACCUAAAAAUAUAAAACCAAAUAUAAAAUCCCAAAGCAUAAGAAGCAGCGGUGAAGAAUCCAAAUAUACCAAUGAGCUGGACUAAUUGGCAGUAACCGUUGAAACUAAAAAUCCAGUUUACUUUAUUUUAAAAUCUUUUCAACAAAAACAAUAAAUCCAGUCAAAAUGCGUGUUGUUGCAAUGGUGAGUGGUGGCAAGGACAGUUGCUACAACAUGAUGCAAUGUGUGGCCGAAGGACAUGAAAUUGUUGCACUAGCAAAUUUGCAUCCCAAAGACCGAGAUGAAUUAGACAGCUUUAUGUAUCAGACUGUAGGUCACAUGGGCAUUGAAAUAUUAGCCAAAGCAAUGAGUUUGCCACUUUAUCGGCGCGAAACUAAAGGGAAGAGUACUCAAACUGGCAAACAUUAUGUGCCUACGGAUGAUGAUGAAGUGGAGGAUUUAUACAAUUUGCUAGAAAUGUGCAAAGAAGAACUACAUGUUGAAGCAGUUGCCGUAGGUGCUAUACUCUCCGAUUACCAGCGUGUGCGCGUUGAAAAUGUUUGUAGUCGUUUAAAUUUGGUGUCAUUGGCUUAUUUGUGGAGGAGAGACCAGACUGAAUUGCUACAAGAGAUGAUCGAUUGUCAAGUGCAUGCUAUUAUAAUUAAAGUAGCUGCUUUGGGUUUAGUUCCUGAUCGUCAUUUGGGUAAAUCCCUGCGCGAAAUGCAACCUCAUCUAUUAAAGAUGCAUGAUAAAUAUGGUUUAAAUGUAUGUGGUGAGGGUGGAGAAUAUGAAACGUUUACAUUAGAUUGUCCACUCUUUAAGCAACGCAUUAUGAUUGAAGAUGUACAAACUAUUAUAAGCUCUGCGGAUCCUGUAUGUCCGGUAGGUUAUAUAAAUUUUACGAAGUUGUCAUUACAACCUAAAGAGCCAACGCAAUGCUGUGAUGUUUUUGUUAAAAAGUCUUUGGACUAUAUAAGUGACCUCAAUGAAUCGACAUAUAGUGACCUCAGUGAUCCAGAUCUCAGUGAAACUGAAUUAGAACUCAUAGAGAAAGAGACAAGAAUGCGUGAAUCACUUAGUCAAAAUGAAUUAAUAUCACGUAGUAAUUCGUUUGGUCGGCAUCUUGCCACAUCAUCAUCUUCCCCAAUACCAAUUGUAACAAAAAGUGCUAGUGUAGAUGAGCCAAUUCCAUCAUCUUUGCUCUCUUCAUCAGCUGCUUUAUGUACAGCAUCUUUGCAUACAGGCAGUUUCGGACGACCGCUUGGUAGCACAGCUGCAGUUUGUGGUUCGCUUUCGUUAGCAAUAUCAUCUGUUGGUGCAACUGGUGGUAUAUCGACAGCAGUUAUAACACAACCACCGAGUCCUAUGAAAAUAGAACGUGAGUUCCGUCCACUAACAAAUAAACCUAUGGCUGCAGUUAAUCAAAUGGGCUGGAUGUGGGUAGCUGGUGUGCAGGGUUGCGCUUCAACUUUAGAAGAGGGUAUGCAUAUUGCAAUGAGUGACCUGAAAUUUUUAGCCGCUGAGCACAAUUAUGAGUUGGCUGACUAUUGUUUCAUAACGUUGUAUGUACGCUCCAUGGCUGAAUAUUCAGUAUUGAAUAGUAUAUAUGAUGAAGCUAUGCAUUUUCAAAAUCCUCCCACUCGUGUAUGUGUGGAAUGUCCACUACCAGAAGAUUGUCAUGUGGUUAUGGAAGCUAUAGCUUAUAAGACACCAAUACGUAGACGAGCAACAGUUUCUAUUAAUGAAAUUGAUGCAAACAUAGAGGAUUGCAACAUUUCUUCUAAUACAAGCUCAACAGAUAAUUUAUGCAAAAGGCACACAAUGCAUGUUCAAGGUAUUUCACAUUGGGCACCAGCAAAUAUAGGGCCUUACAGUCAAUCAACAAAGGUGGGUGAGAUCACUUAUAUCUCUGGCCAAAUAGCACUUGUACCUGGUAGUAUGACAAUCAUAGAUGGUGGCAUAAGACCGCAAUGUAAGCUUGCUUUGCGGCACAUAAGUAGAAUUGCAAAAGCAAUGAAUGCACAAGGACAGUUACGUGAUGUAGUACAUGGUAUUUGUUUUGUAACACAUCCAGCUUUUAUUGCGGAGGCUAGACGACAAUGGGAACGACGCACCACUAAUGCCAUAAUGGAUUAUAUCGUGGUACCCGCACUGCCACGAGAAGCGCUUGUAGAAUGGCAAGUUUGGGCACACACCCAUAACGAUAGGUUUGACUAUGAGGAAACUGGUUGCUCAGUUAAUGAUUACACAAUUUCUAUACGACGACGCUGGAAUUAUGAGAAUAAUUGUGCAGCUAUAGUAUGCUAUGUCUCAACAGGUUUAGCUUCAUCAACUACUCAAUUGACUCAACUAAGCGAUGAUAUACUCAGCAAUCAUUGUCAUUUGGCACAAUGUCUUACUACGGAAAACAUUGAUGAAAUACUCUCAUACGUGGUUAAACGUUUGCUUAAAGAUUAUCCAACUGCAAAACGUAUUGUUAGUGAUGGAACUAGUACCAAUUGCGAUGAUUUCAGUGCUGAUGCCAAUGUUAACAAUCAUGCCAAUGUUAAUACAUCGCAUAACUCCACUAACAACCAUAAUCACCAUUACAACAACACAAAUUCUGCGACAGUUUCUAUACCAGCGAUACACCUAAAAGUGUUCUAUCAAGUAACUGCUGCACCGUCCGUGGAAAUAUUGCUUAACGGUCUUAAAGAUUUCCGAAAAAAGUUCAUAGAUACUGCCAACAUCGUGUACACCGUUUUGCCCGCCUGCAGCUUGCAUAACUUCAGCACAUUUUUGUCAAUUUGUGGCGUAAGGCAUGAGUAGACGUGACAAAUCUGUGAAAUAUUAUUAUUAUUGCAUAGGAUCUAAGGCAUUUCGCAAAUAUUUUGUUUUAUAAAUUAUUUAUAUAAUGCUAUAACCUUUUUUUAUUGGACCAAAGUAUAUAUGAAACAACAAAUUCUAUCAGAAGUAACAAAAGAGUUUCAAAACUAAAACGCAUACAAAUUUUUCUUCAUUGAUGAUUUUUUGUCCUAACGAUUAAGCUGUAUAUUUUGUAAUUUUUAUUGAUACUUAAAUAUUUAUUAUAAAUUAAAAUUUUUGUGGAUGUGAACUAUUUUUAAGCUAUAUUAUAAAGAAAAAGAAAGUUUAAUGAAAUGAAAAUGAUAUUUUGUUUUUGCUUAUAA